AAUUAAUAAUGUGUUAUUAGUAGCUCUAUGUAAUUCGACAAUAAAGGUUUUCUGGCGAUUAAAAGAUGGCAAACGUCAGAGGCGUUUAAUUGGUCUCCUACCAUACUGUUGCUGGGCAACAGAAAAGCGACCGGACAAACAUGGCGGAGAACAGCAAAAGUGCAGAGGCCACCGUGCUUAAUACCAAGAUCCUCAAGAAGCUCAAAGGCGCUUUUCAAGCCUUUGACACCAAGUCUGAUAACACAGUGGAUAUCAAGGAGAUUGGCACCAUCUUCUAUUCACUGGGUUUCUUUCCCACUCAGGCAGACCUACAGAAGUUCACAUCUGAGGUGGAAGAUGAGCGCUCAGGAUAUAUCCACUGGGACAGAUUCCUCCCAGCCAUGACUAAAGUGCUACUGGAGGACAAGUUCCCUCCCAUCGCUGAUGAGCUUCUGCUUCAGGCCUUUGAGGUUCUAGACAUAGAAAAGAGGGGAUACCUUAAGCCUGAGGAGCUGACAAAUUACAUGACAAAGGAAGGUGAGCCGUUCACUCAGGAGGAGAUGGAUGAGAUGCUGACAGCGUUCACUGAUGAGGAGAAGAAACAUAUCUAUUAUAAGGAUGUUAUCCCACAUCUGACCCUAGAGCGUAAAAUGUAGGCAGCAAAACAAUGAUUGCUUAAUCAGCCUAUUGGUGCAGCCAAGUAUGAAAGCAUAAUGUACAAAUGCCAAAUGAAAUGUAUGUAGGCAGUCUGUAUUAUUAACAGUUUUGGUGACAUACAAUCUGUAUGUCUGUUGUGAUAUAGAAAUUAAAUGUGCAUACUUCAACUGGAUUCAGAUAAGAAUACCAUAAGAGUUUGCAUGCUCAAGCUCUCGUUCCUUAUUUAAGAAAUGUUAAAAGGUUUCUCCAGUUUGACACUAAAGGAAAGUCCAGUACAGUAUGAAAUUACUGGUGUGAUGCACUCAAGUUUCUGUGAAUGUAAAAAACAAUCACCAAAAUGGCUUAUGUUGGGUUUCUGUGCAGAAAUAAAAGAGUUCAUGGUA
Molecule: messenger RNA, 1019 nt
Organism: Oreochromis niloticus (Nile tilapia)
Lineage: Eukaryota; Metazoa; Chordata; Actinopteri; Cichliformes; Cichlidae
Gene: drc8
Product: dynein regulatory complex subunit 8
Exons: 7
Coding region: 141-635 (164 amino acids)
Molecular function (GO): calcium ion binding
Source: RefSeq, a predicted model, not a curated record